AUGCCGGACUUUCAAUUGAGCGAUAUUAAGACUCUGCCCGAUCUGCCCGCUGAGGGUUCGAUCUCCGAGGGGCAAUACGUACUCAAAGCUACGGGCGAGGAGACCGUUCUGACAUCUCAGGAUGAUCAAAUUGUAUCGGAGGUCUGGUUUCAAUCACGUCCUCUGCGAUUAGAAACAAUACAACGAAUCAAGAGCAUCCGACAUUUUGCUGAGUUACACGACCAGGGUCCUGUCGAUGACCCGAGCGCGGGCAAUUGGACAUGGUUCGAGCUUGUCAUUCUCGAGGGGCCGACAUCCAAGACACCUCGCUCCAAAGACGGGGUCCAGCUUGUCUGGGAAAGUCACAGGAAUCGGUUCCAGACCACAUCCUAUGAAUGGAAAGAAGGCGACUUGUUCGGAAACCAUGAUGACAUUGUGCGGCUGAUUGAACCAGGAAAUGUCCUGGCUGUUCGUCUUUGCACACGCUUUCAAGCGUGGAUGAUCUUCGCCAGACAGGGCUAUCUGCGGAUCGAGAUGAGCGAGGAGCCUAUCGACCGCGAGCCAAUCAAGUAUAGUGACUCUGUCUCGCAAAUCAAAUGCAUCCACGAUGCUAUCCAGGCAAUCAAUGAUUCGAUAGAUGCACCGUAA
This is a messenger RNA of Pestalotiopsis fici W106-1, 627 nucleotides long. RefSeq lists its product as uncharacterized. The coding region runs from base 1 to 627 and encodes 208 amino acids. NCBI's taxonomy places the organism in Eukaryota, Fungi, Ascomycota, Sordariomycetes, Amphisphaeriales, Sporocadaceae. The record is from RefSeq and is a predicted model, not a curated record. The transcript has a single exon.